Juglans regia (Persian walnut) is the source of this 636-nucleotide messenger RNA. Its product is annotated as pectinesterase inhibitor 9-like. Gene Ontology annotation, molecular function: enzyme inhibitor activity. Gene Ontology annotation, biological process: negative regulation of catalytic activity. The transcript has a single exon. Bases 4 to 636 code for a protein of 210 amino acids. The record is from RefSeq and is a predicted model, not a curated record. Lineage: Eukaryota; Viridiplantae; Streptophyta; Magnoliopsida; Fagales; Juglandaceae.
ACAAUGGCCAGACUAGGCCUUUCUUUGCUGCUCAAGCUUUUAUGCAGUCUCCUUUUCAUAUCAACCAUGGCAAAACCAGCCUUUGCAAGACGUUCCCGAUCAAGGGCCUACAUCGAGGCCUCGUGCCGCACCACCCGGUACCCUGCUCUCUGUACCAAGUACCUCUCUAGCUAUGCCAACACCACUAGCAUACAAAGUCCAGAGCAAUUGGCACGCCUUGCCUUGUCUGUGAGCAUUUACCGUGCUUUGUACACAAGGAAAUACAUGUUAAAAGUGGCUAAGGAACUUGAGACAAGCAAGAUCAGGGGGUACCAAGUUGUGAAAGAUUGCCUGGCUGAAAUCAAUGAUAGUAUAGAGCAACUUGGCCACUCUAUUAAAGAACUUCGUCACCUGGGACUUGAACCUGUCGGAGAUGACUUCUUUUGGCACAUUAAUAAUGUGGAGACAUGGGUCAGUGCUGCCUUGACCGAUGUAAGCACUUGUUUGGACGAGUUUCCUGUGCGCAAGAUGGGUAAGUUGAAGGCCACGAUUAAGGGAAAGGUUCUGAAUGUGGCGCAAGCCACUACCAAUGCACUAACCUUAUUUCACCGAUAUGCUGCCAAGUAUAGAGCAGCUCGUGCCACCAAGAAACCCUAA